AUGUCUAUAACAGUCAGUUUAGGUCUUUUGCAUUCUUCUUCUUCAUUUUCACCUUUUAAAAUAAAUACAGCUUAUUGCGAUGCACAACUGAUUCAGCGAACAAUGUUUAUGAAAGAAGCUGUCACAAAAGAUAAAGUGUUCAAACAAAUAUUACCAGCUAAUCAACAAGAAAGAAAAUCAAUCAUACAUGAUAUUUGGGAGCUAGUUAAACCUGAUAUCGUUUUACUUGGACUUAUCGUCUUGACUGCUGUAGGUGCAGCUAUUGUACAAUUGCAGACACCGUUAGUGACUGGUGAAUUAAUUAAUGUAUUAUCUUCUAGUGUCCAGGCAGCUGCUGAUGGCUUAGGCGCACUGACUAUUCGGGACCUGAAUGCACCUGCACUGAAAUUGUUUGGGCUCUUGACAGCUCAGGGGAUUUUUACGUUUGCUCAUAUAUCUUUAGUUUCUGCCUUUGGUGAAAAUGUUGCAAAACGAUUACGUGCUAAAUUGUUUUCUGCUAUUAUUCGACAAGAUAUUUCAUUUUUUGAUUGUCAUCGAAGUGGUGAACUUAUAAGCCGUUUAACAGCUGAUGUAUCUGAAUUCAAGAGUACCUUUAAGCAACUCGUAACUCAAGGACUUAAAUCUAUAACUCAGACUGUUGGAUCAACUAUUCAGCUUUUUCGUAUUUCUACUCCAUUGACAAUGACUAUGCUUGCUACAAUGCCUAUUCUAUAUAUUUUAUUAAAUAUAUAUGGUGCUUACUUGCGUAAAUUGAGUAAACUAAAUAAAGAAUUAGACGGGUAUUCAGGGGGUGUUGCUGGAGAAGUGAUUACAAACAUAAGAACUGUACGUGCCUUUGCGUCAGAAGAUCGUGAGAUGGAACAUUAUCAGGAUGCAUGUGCACAGGUAGCUCGCGCUAAUCAACAUAUGGGCCUUCAUAUCGGUCUCUUUCAGGGACUGACCAACAUAUCAAUAGGCUGUAUGGUAUUAACUGUUCUUUAUUAUGGCGGGUCCCUGGUUGUUGAAGAUAAACUGACUAGUGGUGAUCUUAUGUCAUACAUGCUCUCGACACAAACCGCACAACAUUCUUUAGUUUCAUUAGGUGUUUUAUUUGGUCAAACAAUUAAGGCCGCUGCUUCCGCUACGCGUGUGUUUGAAUUUAUUUAUUUAUAUCCUCAUGUACCACUUAAAGGAGGAAUUGUACUUGAUCAUGUCCAAGGUGAUGUCGUAUUUCGUCAUCUUGAAUUCAGUUACCCAACACGUCCAGAUCAAAAGGUAUUGGAUCAGUUUAGUCUAACUGUACCUAGAGGCACGACUGUAGCCCUUUGUGGGGCUUCAGGUUCUGGGAAAUCAACGGUUGCCUCAUUACUUGAACGAUUUUAUGAACCCACAGAGGGUGAUAUCCUUCUAGACGGUCAUGAUCUAAAGACCUUGGAUCCCUCUUGGUUACGACAUCAUAUUGGAUUUAUCAACCAAGAACCUGUCUUGUUUGCAACCUCUAUUUUAGAAAAUAUUCGCUAUGGAUGUCCUGAUGCUACACUAGAUGAGGUUAAAGAAGCUGCACGACAAGCCAAUGCUGAAUCAUUUAUCGAAGGAUUUCCUGAUGGCUACAAUACCAUUGUUGGUGAACGUGGUGCUGCUCUUUCAGGAGGUCAAAAACAACGAAUUGCUAUUGCUCGUGCUAUCUUGAAGAACCCAAAGCUCAAAGUGAAAAAAUGGUUCAAGAUGCCCUUGAUAGAUUAA
Messenger RNA from Cokeromyces recurvatus, 1722 nucleotides. Its product is annotated as ABC transporter type 1, transmembrane domain-containing protein. The record is from RefSeq and is a predicted model, not a curated record. Lineage: Eukaryota; Fungi; Mucoromycota; Mucoromycetes; Mucorales; Mucoraceae. Gene Ontology annotation, cellular component: membrane. Gene Ontology annotation, biological process: transmembrane transport. Bases 1 to 1722 code for a protein of 573 amino acids. The transcript is spliced from 3 exons. Gene Ontology annotation, molecular function: ATP hydrolysis activity; ATP binding; ABC-type oligopeptide transporter activity.